Yamadazyma jaroonii is the source of this 450-nucleotide messenger RNA. NCBI's taxonomy places the organism in Eukaryota, Fungi, Ascomycota, Pichiomycetes, Serinales, Debaryomycetaceae. The record is from the annotation of a GenBank genome assembly.
AUGUCAGAUUGGGACUCAGUUACUAUUAUUGGACAAAAAGCCAGAGUUGGUGGUGGAGGUCCAAGACAAAAUGUUGCUAAAACUCAAAGUCAAUUGAAUGCUGCUAGAAGAACUGGUAGUGUCAUUGGUACUGAAAAGAAAUAUGGUUCAACCAAUACCAAAUCAAAUCCUGAAGGUCAAAGAUUAACCAAAUUAGAUGAUACUGAUGAUGUUGUUGCUGUCAAAAAAGUCGAUACCAAUGUUGGUAAAGUUAUUUCAAAAGCUAGACAAGAUAAAUCUAUGACUCAAAAAGAUUUAGCCACUAAAAUCAAUGAAAAACCUCAAGUUAUUAAUGAUUAUGAAAGUGGUAAAGCUCAACCAAAUCAACAAGUUUUAGGUAAAAUGGAAAGAGCCUUAGGUAUCAAAUUAAGAGGUAAACAAAUUGGUGAACCUUUAUUCAAAAAGAAGUAA